Orbicella faveolata is the source of this 3492-nucleotide messenger RNA. RefSeq names its product limb region 1 protein homolog. Gene Ontology annotation, biological process: signal transduction. The record is from RefSeq and is a predicted model, not a curated record. Gene Ontology annotation, cellular component: plasma membrane. Gene Ontology annotation, molecular function: transmembrane signaling receptor activity. Lineage: Eukaryota; Metazoa; Cnidaria; Anthozoa; Scleractinia; Merulinidae.
GUUUCUAGAGUUUAGGGGCUAUGUCGUGUGAUGGUCUGCGACAGGUCGCAGCGAUGUGGGCGGGUGGUGGGGGGUGAAUGAUCCCUACAUCCCCACCCCCCGCGCCACCCCAACCUUCCCUUUUUUCGAUCCGUUCGACCCAGAUCCUACUCCUGUCGAAAGGACUGGAACAAAUCACUGGGACAUGGAACGAGCAAAACAAUCUGAUCGGAUCAUUGCAAAAUCGUCAAGGAGUCACACAGCGUGGUCUUUGGACUUUACGGAGACUGUAAUAACCACAUAUCUGUUUCUAAGUAGGUCUUGGUUGUCAGAGUGGUUGAACAUUGGUCAAAGUCGACUGCGAAGGAUAUCUGAAACCUUAUAUCUCCACGUGAGUUCCUUCUCUACGGGCUUCUUUGACCGGGUAGUUUGACCCAACUGGUUCAACUUUCGACUUAACUUAUUGUCUUAAACUGAAGGAGCUCACUUCUGGCUUUCUGGUACCUUGAGAUGGAAAAGGUUUCCCUAUUUCUCAAGUGAGGAGGUUUUGGAAGUAGUUUGGAGAGGAACAUGAGUGGGAAAAACAGGUCGAGAUUUUCGAGCUUUUUGUCCAGUGGAUGAGUAAUGGAAGCCAACAGCGAUGGAGAUGUUGCAGAACAGAUAUUUUAUGAUACAGUGAGAGAAUAUGUGAUAUCCCUGCUUGUGUUCAUUAUUUUGUAUGGUAUUUCUCAUGCUGUAAUCAGCACUUACAAAAGACGAAGAGAUGAACUUGAUUCAGAUGAAGAAGAUGCCUUUGUUUAUCGGAUUUCGUUUUGGCUGUGCACGUUUACCCUGACAGUGUCUCUUGGUGCAGUCCUUCUGUUGCCGAUGUCAAUAUUGAGUAAUGAGAUCAUGAUUAUGUAUCCCAAUAGUUACUACAUCAAAUGGCUUAACGGCUCACUUAUCCAUGGAAUGUGGAACCAGAUAUUUCUAGGCUCAUACAUGUCACUCUUUGUUGCUAUUCCAUUUGCAUACUUCUUUACUGAGUCAGAAGGAUUCGCUGGUUCACGAAAGGGUAUCAUGGCACGCGUUUAUGAGACAUCAGUGGUUCUAUUCUUGCUGGCCAUUCUGGUGACCAGCAUCGUCUGGGUGGGUUUAGCUCUGAUUGACAGGGGACGGACAAGUGAUGAAGGAUGGAUUACCAUCCUAUUAUUGUUUGUUAAUCAGACCAGCUGCAUGGCCAUGGUAGCGUUAAAUGUCCUCAGUCUGUUGUUUGUUCAUGGAGCCCUGCCCAGAAAAUCCACGGUCCUUGUGUUGGGGAAAGUAUCUUCUUCGAUGAUGGGAACGUUCGGUGCUCUUCUAGAAAUAAUCCUGAUAUUUUACUUGAUGAUUGCGUCCUUGGUAGGAUUGUACAGCGUUCCAUACUUCGCGCGCCUGCGUCCUGUGGUGCGGGAAACUGCCACAAUAAAGGUGAUCGUUAACUGUAUCGUGUUGUUGAUUCUUAGUUCAGCUUUACCAGUUCUGUCUAGAACGCUUGGGAUUACCAAGUUUGACCUGAUGGGCGAGUUUGGCCGACUGGAUUGGCUGGGGAAUUUUCGUGUGGUAAUCCUUUAUAACCUUGUGUUUGAGGUAUCCACUGCCUUCUGUUUGGUGAAUAAGUUCACGGCUUCUGUCAGGAACGCUUUGUACGAACAGGUUCAUGUGCCUACUGUGCAGUUCUUCAGACGAUUCAAACCAAAGGCCAAGGCGUCGGAUUGAAGAAAUGUUACGAAAGGGUAUUAGGUCGUUAGACAGUUUGAAGCAACGACAUAAGACCUUGACACAUAAGAGAAUAUGUCAUGAAGGAUGAUGUGGAGUCUAUUCGAAGAUGUAGGAGUUCAGUGAUACGAGAAGCUAGGUCUUGUUUUAGGAAGAGACGAGAAGAUGUUGGCAAUUCUCGAAUUUACCACGACAGAUAAGAUAGUGGAACAGACGAUUCAAACUCUUGUACCGAGACUUUGUUCCAACUAAAAAGAAAUUCUGAAAGGAUGUCAAAUAUGCUUGAAUGUAUCUACGAUGUUGAAUUAAUGAGAAGAUAAUUGACUGCUCCACUUUGUUACAAACAAAUUGGAAAACAAAUACACUGCGGUGAGAUAAUGAGUCUACACGAAAACGGGAGGUUGAACUCUCAAAUUAUCACAAAGGUGGCGCCAAGACCUUAAAAAAGAAAACAGGAAAAAAAAAAACUAUUGGAGAGGAAGGAAAUGUCGUAUAAAGAUAUACUGAUUCGCUUUGCGAUGAAGCUGGAAGUCUUUGUGCGUUUCGCACAAACUAGAACACGCAAAAUGUGGCGUCUGCGCACUCUGAGAAUUUGGUUGACGGUUUUCUAUAUUCUCAUUACUUGUUUGGUUAACAUUGUGUCCAUGUACCAAGGAGAAACUACAUGAUGAUAAUGGCACUUGAAUGGUCGAACGUUUUUAACCCAGUAAAACAAAUAUCUUGUUGUGGCUGUUGUACAUGCAUCCCUGUACACAACAGCAAAGUAUGUACGUUAGCUAACAUAUAGUUAGGUAUCUUAAAAUUUUCUAGUUACUAAAUAUUUUGUAAAAAACACACCAAAAAGCUUUGUUAGAUUGACAGUGUUAUAACUGAAAGCUCUUUACAGAAUUGGGCUUCAGCUCUCAUGUGGUGCUAUUAGGGAUAACAUAACAGGUAAAGUUAGGUGUCUUUUUUAUUUGUGUAAAGCUACAAUUUUGGUCGCGUAUUCGUCAGGACAGUUCUAAUGUUUGCUUUCAUUCCUCAAGUGACUGAAAUGCCAGAGUCGAAAGAGAUACGCUAAGGUGGGACAAGAAGUUGUUGUCCAUAGCGACUGUUACCAACGUAACUGUCUUCUCUCAUAGAAUAGGCUAUUUCCGAAUUACCAGUUGCCUCUGUGUCGAAGCGUGUCCUUUUGUGUGUUCAUUUACAAGUUCAUUUUCACGCAAAUCAAACUCAUUUUCAUAUGAAAGGUUUUGCACGGGGACUCGUUUUGAAACAGAGGCACAAGGUUAUUCGGAAAUGGCCUGUUAUGACGUAAUUGUAGUCACAUGGAGAGUAAAAAAAUGUUUAGAACUUAACGUCAUUGUGGCUCUCCUACACAAGGAGAGACAAAUGACUGUACGUAUUAUAGUUAGUCACUGCCGAAAAUACUUUAGGUUUAAAUAUUGUGGAUAAAUGAAAAGAUUUAGAAAUGAAAAGGAUCGAACGAAAAAUUCAAAAUGGUACAAUAAGUCAGGACAAAAGCAAUAAUUACUUAUUAUCAUUAUGAUCUGGCCUUCUUCUCUUUGUUCAAUUUACUUUGAGCCCCCAGGCAGUGGCGCCUCUAUUGGGGGGAAGAAGAAAGAUGACUUUCGGAAGCGGUGCACCAUUCCUUACACAAUGAUUACAGUAAAUAAUCCUUCUCGCAAUCGUACGCUCAAUAAUGUCGUUAUAGUUGAUCUUAUAUUUAUUUAUUGCUUUUGUGCACGAAUUACACAGCUUAAUAUUGCAAAUAAAUGGAAAUUUAGAACAACAUAA